Molecule: messenger RNA, 1839 nt
Organism: Boeremia exigua
Lineage: Eukaryota; Fungi; Ascomycota; Dothideomycetes; Pleosporales; Didymellaceae
Product: Hydroxyethylthiazole kinase family-domain-containing protein
Exons: 2
Coding region: 141-1793 (550 amino acids)
Biological process (GO): thiamine biosynthetic process
Cellular component (GO): cytoplasm
Molecular function (GO): thiamine-phosphate diphosphorylase activity; ATP binding; magnesium ion binding
Source: RefSeq, a predicted model, not a curated record
AGUGAAAGAAAUGGUGACCCAUCUCGCCGCUCGUGUGGGGUAGGCUGUCCCGCUGAACAGUAAACGUCACUUCACGACUUUUCCUUGCAAAUUAGACAAUCAUCAGGCACCGUGUAUAGAACCAUCCGACAUCAGGAACAAUGGCUGACCAAGUCGACUACUCGCUGUAUCUUGUAACGGACUCGACAGAGGCCAUUUUAGGCUCGAAAGAUCUGGUUGAGGUUGUCGAGCAGGCCUUGCAAGGAGGUGUGACCAUUGUCCAGUACAGAGACAAGACUAGCGACACCGGUGCCCUCAUCUCUACGGCCAAGAAAUUGCAUGAGAAGUGCAAGCAGUACAACAUUCCUCUCCUCAUCAACGACAGAGUUGACGUCGCGCUUGCCGUAGGCUGUGAAGGUGUCCACCUUGGCCAAGAUGACAUGAACAUCGUUGAGGCACGCCGCCUCCUAGGAAACGACAAGAUUGUUGGUGCUACUGUAUCAUCCGUUGAAGAGGCUACCGUAGCCGUGGAGCGAGGCGCAGACUACCUAGGCAUUGGCACACUUUACUCUACCCAGACCAAGAAGAACACAAAGGAAAUCAUCGGCGUCAACGGUAUCAGGAGGAUCUUGAGCCAUCUCGACAACGCUGGCGGAAAGAGUAAGGAUGUCAAAACAGUCUGCAUCGGCGGUGUCAAUGCAUCGAAUGUCCAGCGCGUCAUCUAUCAACUGUCUGCUCCCCGUUCCAGCUCUUCAAAGCCCAAGACCAUCGACGGCGUCGCCAUUGUUUCCGCCAUAGUGGGUGCCAAAGACCCCAAAGAAGCUUCGUCCCACCUUCGGCAACUCAUCAAGUCUUCUCCACCAUUCUCCAAGUCCAGCGACCCCGUUUUCUGGCUCGAGAAGAACGAAGAUGAAAUCAAGUCCGUGAUUUCGACGGCCGACAAGGCCACCGCCGCAGUCCACUCCAAGAGCCCUCUUAGCCACAACAUGACCAAUCUCGUCGUCCAGAACUUCGCCGCUAACGUCGCCCUGGCCAUCGGCGCAUCUCCCAUUAUGGCCAACUACGGCGAAGAAGCACCCGAUCUGUCGCGUCUCGGCGGUGCGCUUGUCGUAAACAUGGGCACUGUGACGCCGGAUGGGCUGCUGAACUAUAAGAAGGCCAUCACUGCGUACAACGCUGCCGGCGGGCCGAUCGUGCUUGAUCCUGUCGGUGCGGGCGCGACUAGUGUGCGUCGGGAUGCGCUUGUACAGCUGUUGGCCGCUGGAUACUUCGACCUCAUCAAAGGGAACGAGAGGGAGAUUAUGGCGGUUGCGCGCGCUUCGGGCUUCACGUUGGAUGAUCUAAGUCAGCAGCGUGGCGUUGACAGUGGGGAUUCACUGUUCAGCCUUGAACAGAGAGCGUAUCUUGUUAGCACGAUUGCGCAGCGGGAGAGAAAUGUGGUGCUUAUGACGGGCGCGACGGAUGUUAUCAGCGAUGGCGUGAGGACUUAUGCUAUCAGCAAUGGCCACGCGUACCUGGGGAAGAUUACUGGCAGUGGGUGUACGCUGGGAACUACGUUGAGUGCGUAUCUGGCUGCGUGGCCACAGGACAAGCUGCACGCGGCAAUUGCAGGAAUUCUGCAUUACGAGAUAGCGGCUGAGUAUGCGGCGAAGAGAGAGGAUGUCAAGGGUCCGGGGACGUUUGUGCCUGCAUUCAUUGAUGAGCUUUUCGCUAGGGGCCAGAUGGUCAGUGAGGAGAAGGAGAGUUGGGGCAAAGACGCAAAGGUUGAUUGCCUAAAAGACAUUUCCGACACCGGGCUUCUGAAGGACGUCUAAUCGUUACACGCGCUGUGCUGCGUUACAUAUCGUAGGUUGUGACCGC